CUGAGCGCAGCGAGAGGCUUCCGGAGCAACAGCAUGUCUCUGUACCGCAACUCCGCCUGGUUCCUGAAGGGGGUCACCGAGUUCACCAGGAAUGCCUUCCUGUCAGCCUCCAAGAGGUUUGUGGAGAAGGACCUGGAGGUGUCUGUGGCUGGACGCACCUUCAUGAUAACAGGAGCCAACAGUGGCAUUGGGAAAGCUACUGCCAUGGCCAUCGCUAAGAAGGGUGGAACGAUCCACAUGGUGUGCAGGAACAAGGACAAGGCCGAGGAGGCGAGGGCUGACAUUGUCAAGGAGACGGGAAAUAAAGAGGUCUACGUCCACAUCCUGGACCUGUCUGAGACCAAGAAGGUGUGGGAGUUUGCUGAGGCCUUCAAGAGAAAGUACAAGGCCCUCAAUGUGCUGAUUAAUAACGCAGGCUCCAUCAUGAGUCAGAGGGAUGUGAACACUGAGGGCCUUGAGAAGAGCUUCGCCACCAACGUUCUUGGGGUUUACAUUCUCACCAAGAGCCUCAUUCCCUUGCUGGAGAAGAGCGCAGAUCCCAGAGUGAUCACAGUGUCAUCAGGGGGAAUGCUGGUGCAGAAGCUCAGGACAGGAAACCUGCAGUCUGAGAGAGGCCGCUAUGACGGCACCAUGGUCUACGCCCAGCACAAAAGGCAGCAGGUGGUGAUGACAGAGCAGCUGGCAAAGACUCACACUAACAUCCAUUUCUCCGUCAUGCAUCCUGGCUGGGUUGACACUCCAGCGGUGGCCAACGCCAUGCCAGACUUCCACAGCUCUAUGAAGGACAGUCUGCGGACCCCGGAGCAGGGGGCCGACACCGUGGUCUGGCUGGCUGUCUCCGAGGCUGCAACCACAAACCCCAGCGGACAUUUCUACCAGGACCGAAAGAUGGUGUCCACCCACCUGCCGCUGGCCUGGACCCACAGCUCCCCCCUGGAGGAGCAGAAGUUAUUGUCUCUGCUGGAUGACUUGGCCAAGACGUUCCAGCCACACUGAGGCAGCAGGGG
Chelmon rostratus (copperband butterflyfish) is the source of this 1007-nucleotide messenger RNA. It is a transcript of the gene dhrs12la, whose product is annotated as dehydrogenase/reductase 12-like a. The record is from RefSeq and is a predicted model, not a curated record. NCBI's taxonomy places the organism in Eukaryota, Metazoa, Chordata, Actinopteri, Chaetodontiformes, Chaetodontidae. The coding region runs from base 34 to 996 and encodes 320 amino acids. The transcript has 10 exons.